This is a messenger RNA of Seminavis robusta, 1047 nucleotides long. NCBI's taxonomy places the organism in Eukaryota, Bacillariophyta, Bacillariophyceae, Naviculales, Naviculaceae. The record is from the annotation of a GenBank genome assembly.
AUGGAAAUCCUGAAAUACGCCCAUGAAAACGGCUGUUGGUGGGAUCAAAUCACAUGCCAAUCUGCUGCUCAAGGUGGCCACUUGGAAAUACUGAAGUAUGCCCAUGAAAAUGGCUGUCCAUGGGAUGAAGACACAUGCAACUCUGCCGCUCUCAAUGGCAAUAUGGAAAUCCUGAAAUAUGCCCAUGUAAAUGGAUGUCCAUGGGAUGAAAACACAUGCACUUCUGCUGCUCAAGGUGGCCACUUGCAAACCUUGAAGUAUGCCCAUGAGAAUGGCUGUCCAUGGAAUGAAGACACAUGCCACUCUGCUGCUCUCAAUGGCAAUAUGGAAAUCCUGAAAUAUGCCCAUGAAAAUGGAUGUCCAUGGGAUGAAAGCACAUGCAAUGUGGCUGCUGGAAGUGGCCACUUGGAAAUCCUAAAGUAUGCCCAUGAAAAUGGCUGUGAAUGGGAUGAAGGCACAUGCAGUGCGGCUGCUGGAAGUGGCCACUUGGAAAUCCAAAAGUAUGCCCAUGAAAAUGGCUGUCCAUGGAGCACAAUCACAUGCAAGCGUGCUGCUGCAAAUGGACACUUGGAAAUCCUAAAGUAUGCCCAUGAAAAUGGCUGUCCUUGGAAUGCAGAUACACACAAAAGAGCUGCUGAAAACGGACACUUGGAAGUCCUGAAAUAUGCACAUGAAAAUGGCUGUCCUUCGGAUGCAGGCACAUGCUGCUAUGCCGCCAAAAAUGGUCACUUGGAUGUCGUGAUGUAUGCCCACGAGAAUGGAUGUCCUUGGAAUGAAAGCACUUGCCAAAAGGCAGCAGCAAAUGGGCACUUGGAAAUCUUGAGAUAUGCCCAUGAGAAUGGCUGUCCAUGGAAUGCAGAAACCUGCAGGGAAGCUGCUGAUCAUGCCCAUUUGGAAGUCUUCAAAUAUGCCCAUGAAAAUGGCUGUCCGUGGGAUGAACAGACAUGCACAUUUGCUGCCCAUAAUGGGCACUGGGAUGUAGUGAAAUAUGCGCAUGAGAAUGGUUGCCCGUUGGAUUUUCUUCGGUUGGAAGACCUGAAUCCCUGA